CUACCCUGGCCGCUUUCUUCAGGCUUGCUUGUUUGGUUUCUGUGUAUCCGUUUCUAAAGACAGCGGCCGUUUAGACUCAUCUGAAAAUCCGAGCUCUAUUUUUCAUCGGAGAGUGUGGAACGGGUUUGAAAACUAGUUCAUCAUGGCCGAGUAUUUGGCGUCGAUCUUCGGGACGGAGAAGGACAAGGUGAACUGUUCGUUCUACUUCAAGAUCGGUGCUUGUCGUCACGGGGAUCGUUGUUCUCGAAUCCACAAUAAGCCCACGUUCAGCCAGACCAUCGUACUCCAGAACUUGUACAUCAACCCGCAGAACUCUGCCAAAUCCGCUGAUGGAUCCCAUUUGGCCAAUGUCUCGGAUGAGGAGAUGCAGGAGCAUUAUGACAACUUCUUUGAAGAUGUUUUUGUGGAAGCUGAAGACAAAUAUGGAGAAGUCGAAGAGAUGAACGUGUGCGACAAUUUGGGGGAUCAUCUUGUUGGCAAUGUGUACAUCAAGUUCAGAACCGAAGACAUGGCCGCUCAGGCCGUUCAGGAUCUCAACAACCGUUGGUUUGGAGGCCGGCCGAUCUAUGCCGAGCUCAGUCCGGUCACUGACUUCCGAGAAGCUUGCUGCCGCCAAUAUGAGAUGGGAGAAUGCGUGCGCUCAGGAUUCUGCAACUUCAUGCACUUGAAGCCUAUUUCUCGCGAGCUGCGGCGCGACCUCUAUGGUCGCAACAGGCCAGGUGGUGGUAAACCUCGGCAUGCCCGAAGUCGCAGCCGUGAGCGUGGUGGGCGACGCUCGCGUUCGCGGGAGCGCGGAGGAGGCGGAGGGCGCAGAGGAGGUGGAGGAGGUGAUCGAGACCGUUCGGGACGCUAUUGAGAUGGUCAGCUUGUGUUUAGAGCACGAAUGGUGCGCCUUCCUUGAAUGUGUUUGUGUAUAAAACCGUUGUGAAUGAUUGAAUAAAAUGAGUAGCUUUAAAAGCUAGAAUGUCCGAUGACUUGUUUAUUGAUCCAAAACUUGAACUUCUGGUUCCAGA
This is a messenger RNA of Tigriopus californicus, 1013 nucleotides long. It is a transcript of the gene U2af38, whose product is annotated as splicing factor U2af 38 kDa subunit-like. The transcript is spliced from 2 exons. Gene Ontology annotation, cellular component: spliceosomal complex; U2AF complex. Lineage: Eukaryota; Metazoa; Arthropoda; Copepoda; Harpacticoida; Harpacticidae. The coding region runs from base 143 to 856 and encodes 237 amino acids. The record is from RefSeq and is a predicted model, not a curated record. Gene Ontology annotation, biological process: mRNA splicing, via spliceosome. Gene Ontology annotation, molecular function: pre-mRNA 3'-splice site binding; metal ion binding.